CUGGAACAGGUUACCCAGAGUGGUGGUGGAGGCUCCAUCCCUGGAGACACUGAGGAUCAAGCUUGACGUGGCUCUGAGCAACCUGGCCUAGAGGAAGACGUCCCAGCUUACUGCAGGAGGGUUGGAGUAGAUGACCUUUAAAGGUCCCUUCGAACCUGAACCCUUCUAUGAUUCUGUAAACUCAAGAGUGCUCCACUGAGCUGUGGGUUCCUCUCAGCAGUAUGAGAGACAGUUGGCAGAGACAAAAGGCAGUCAGUUAAAGGAGUUAACUCUUUCUCAGGAAGACUGAAGAAAGGACAAUCCUGAAAACCCUUUGAGUAUUUCCAGAGGAAAAUGCUAAUAGGUUCCUGGAUUAUCGAGACCCACAGGCAUUACACCACGUGGAAAACUGAAGGUGUAUGUAAGCUGAAUGUAGAGAAGAAUUCCAAAUAAGCUGGACUGAUGUGCACAGAGAAGGAAUGAAGUAUGGAUGUGAAGGAACGUAGGCCUUAUUGCUCCCUGACAAAGAGCAGACGGGACAAGGAACGGCGCUAUACAAAUUCUUCUGCAGAAAAUGAGGAGUGCAGAGUGCCUACACAGAAGUCUUACAGCUCCAGUGAAACCCUGAAAGCUUUUGAUCAUGAUUCCUCUAGGUUGCUGUAUGGAAACCGGGUAAAAGACUUGGUCCACAGAGAAGCAGAUGAGUAUACCAGACAAGGACAGAAUUUUACCCUAAGGCAGUUAGGAGUUUGUGAACCAGCAACUCGUCGAGGACUGGCAUUUUGUGCGGAAAUGGGGCUCCCCCACAGAGGUUACUCUAUCAGUGCAGGGUCAGAUGCUGAUACUGAAAAUGAAGGAGUGAUGUCUCCAGAGCAUGCCAUGAGACUUUGGGGAAGGGGGGUCAAAUCAGGGCGCAGUUCCUGUCUAUCAAGCCGUUCCAACUCAGCCCUCACUCUAACUGAUACCGAACAUGAAAACAAGUCCGACAGUGAAAAUGGUCCUCCCAUGCCAUCCUCCUCAUCUAGUCCAUCAGUUACUGAACAUUUACACUCCCCUCCUCCAUCACCCAAUCUCCAUGACAACCAGAGGUGGUUAUUAAGUAAUAAUGCCAGCCAGCCAGUUCAGGACUCUGAUACAGAUGAGGACUAUACUGCCAGCUCAUAUCUAGUACAGACCGGUACUGUUUCAGUGUCUGUCCCAAGUCAUGAACAACCUCCAAAUAACCAAGGCCAGUCGACCCUGCAGCCUUUGCCACCUUCUCACAAGCAACAUUCAGCACAGCAUCACCCAUCCAUCACCUCUCUUAACAGAAACUCACUGACAAAUAGGAGGAAUCAGAGUCCGGCCCCGCCGGCUGCUUUGCCCGCCGAGCUGCAAACCACACCUGAGUCAGUCCAGCUGCAGGACAGCUGGGUCCUUGGCAGUAAUGCGCCACUGGAAAGCAGAGAAUUAGGAAAUCAAGCAGUCCUUGCAAAUGGUCAUGACAACCUUAUAGAGAUGGAUGUGUUUUCUCCAACAUAUCACGAUAGCAGUUAUGGGCAUUUCCUAUUCAAAACAGGAACAGGGACCACACCGCUGUUCAGUACUGCAACACCAGGGUACACAAUGGCAUCCGGCUCUGUUUAUUCCCCUCCUACUCGGCCACUACCUAGGAACACUUUAUCCAGAAGUGCUUUUAAAUUCAAGAAGUCUUCGAAGUACUGUAGCUGGAAAUGUACUGCACUCUGUGCUGUAGGGGUGUCAGUGCUGCUGGCAAUACUGCUGUCCUACUUUAUAGCAAUGCAUCUGUUUGGCCUCAACUGGCAGUUGCAGCAAACUGAAAAUGAUACAUUUGAGAAUGGAAAAGUGAAUUCUGAUACUGUACCAACACAUCCUGUAACAGUACCUGCUGGAGAGAAUGGAAAAUUAGGGGGAUUUGCACAAGAAAACAACACCAUAGAUUCUGGAGAACUUGAUAUAGGCCGAAGAGUGAUACAAGAAGUUCCCCCAGGGAUUUUUUGGAGAUCGCAACUCUUCAUUGAUCAGCCACAAUUCCUAAAAUUCAAUAUAUCCCUUCAAAAAGAUGCAUUGAUUGGAGUAUAUGGCCGAAAAGGCUUACCGCCUUCACAUACUCAGUAUGACUUUGUGGAGCUCCUGGAUGGCAGCCGGCUGAUUGCGAGGGAGCAACGCAACCUGCUGGAGUUGGAGCGAGCGGGCCGGCAGGCGAGGUCUGUCAGUGUCCACGAGGCAGGUUUUAUCCAGUAUUUGGAUUCUGGCAUCUGGCACCUGGCCUUUUAUAAUGAUGGGAAAAACGUGGAGCAGGUGUCUUUUAAUACCAUAAUUAUAGAGUCUGUGGUGGAAUGCCCCCGAAAUUGUCAUGGCAACGGCGAAUGUGUAUCUGGAUCCUGCCAUUGUUUUCCUGGUUUUCUAGGCCCAGAUUGUUCAAGAGCAGCCUGCCCGGUGCUGUGCAGUGGCAAUGGGCAGUACUCCAAAGGACGCUGCCUGUGCUACAGCGGCUGGAAGGGCACCGAGUGUGAUGUGCCUACCACGCAGUGCAUCGAUCCCCAGUGUGGGGGCCGGGGCAUUUGCAUCAUGGGCUCUUGUGCCUGCAACUCUGGGUACAAAGGAGAGAAUUGUGAAGAAGGAAUGACGAGUUUAUCUGGUCCUUCUCAUAUCCCCGAAGCGGAUUGCUUGGACCCAGCCUGCUCCAGCCAUGGCAUGUGUAUCCACGGCGAGUGCCACUGCAACCCAGGCUGGGGUGGCAACAACUGUGAAAUUCUGAAGACAAUGUGCCCUGACCAGUGCUCUGGUCACGGCACCUACCUUCAAGAGAGUGGCACCUGCACUUGUGACCCCAACUGGACAGGUCCAGAUUGCUCCAAUGAAAUCUGCUCGGUGGACUGCGGCACCCACGGCGUGUGCAUGGGCGGCACGUGUCGCUGCGAGGAAGGCUGGACGGGCGCCACCUGCACCCAGCGCGCCUGCCACCCCCGCUGCGCCGAGCACGGCACCUGCAAGGACGGGAAGUGUGAAUGUAGCCAGGGAUGGAAUGGAGAGCACUGUACCAUUGAGGGAUGCCCUGGCUUGUGCAACAGCAAUGGGAGGUGCACACUGGACCAAAACGGCUGGCACUGCGUCUGCCAGCCGGGAUGGAGGGGAGCGGGCUGUGACGUAGCCAUGGAGACUCUCUGCACUGACAGUAAGGACAACGAAGGAGAUGGGCUAGUCGACUGUAUGGAUCCAGACUGCUGUUUGCAGAGUUCUUGCCAAAACCAGCCUUAUUGUCGUGGACUACCUGAUCCCCAGGAUAUUAUCAGCCAAAACCAACAGUCACCAUCUCAGCAAGCUGCCAAAGCAUUUUAUGACCGGAUCAGUUUUCUCAUUGGAGCAGACAGCACACAUGUCAUACCUGGGGAAAGUCCUUUUAAUAAGAGUCUUGCAUCCGUCAUAAGGGGCCAAGUUUUAACAGCUGAUGGAACACCACUCAUUGGAGUCAAUGUCUCCUUUCUACACUAUCCAGACUAUGGAUACACAAUCACUCGCCAAGAUGGAAUGUUUGACUUGGUAGCGAAUGGUGGUGCCUCUCUGACCCUGGUGUUUGAGCGAUCACCGUUCCUGACACAGUAUCACACAGUAUGGAUUCCCUGGAAUGUCUUUUAUGUCAUGGAUACCCUGGUCAUGAAGAAGGAAGAGAAUGACAUUCCUAGUUGUGAUCUGAGUGGAUUUGUAAGGCCAAACCCAGUUAUUGUGUCAUCACCUUUAUCCACCUUCUUUAGAAUUUCUCCUGAAGAUAGUCCCAUCAUCCCAGAGACACAGGUACUUCAUGAAGAAACAACAAUACCAGGAACCGAUUUGAAGUUAUCAUACUUGAGCUCCAGGGCUGCAGGAUAUAAAUCUGUUUUGAAGAUCACUAUGACCCAAUCUGUUAUACCAUUUAAUUUAAUGAAGGUUCAUCUGAUGGUGGCAGUGGUGGGAAGACUUUUCCAAAAAUGGUUCCCUGCAUCCCCAAAUCUAGCUUACACUUUCAUAUGGGAUAAAACUGAUGCAUACAACCAGAGAGUCUAUGGAUUAUCUGAAGCUGUUGUGUCUGUAGGUUAUGAAUAUGAGUCUUGCUUGGAUCUAACCCUCUGGGAAAAGCGGACUGCCAUUUUGCAGGGUUAUGAACUGGAUGCCUCCAACAUGGGUGGCUGGACAUUGGAUAAACAUCAUGUAUUGGAUGUUCAGAAUGGGAUCCUCUACAAAGGGAAUGGUGAAAAUCAAUUUAUAUCUCAGCAACCCCCAGUUGUUAGUAGCAUUAUGGGCAAUGGAAGACGACGCAGCAUCUCCUGUCCAAGUUGUAAUGGUCAAGCUGAUGGUAAUAAAUUAUUGGCUCCAGUUGCCUUAGCUUGUGGGAUAGAUGGCAGUCUUUACGUGGGAGAUUUCAACUACGUUCGGCGGAUAUUCCCAUCUGGAAAUGUAACUAGUGUUCUGGAGCUAAGAAAUAAAGAUUUUAGACAUAGCAACAACCCAGCUCACAGAUACUACCUUGCAACUGACCCCGUGACGGGAGAUUUGUACGUUUCCGACACAAACACACGCAGGAUUUAUCGGCCCAAGUCACUGAUGGGUGCAAAAGACCUGACAAAAAAUGCUGAGGUAAUAGGAGGAACAGGGGAGCAGUGCCUACCAUUUGAUGAGGCAAGGUGUGGUGAUGGAGGCAAGGCGGUGGAGGCAACUCUCAUGAGCCCUAAAGGAAUAGCAAUUGACAAGAAUGGUUUAAUCUACUUUGUUGAUGGGACCAUGAUCAGAAAAGUGGAUCAGAACGGAAUAAUAUCCACUUUGCUUGGCUCCAAUGACCUGACCUCAGCACGACCUCUAACCUGUGAUACCAGCAUGCACAUCAGCCAGGUUCGUCUGGAGUGGCCUACAGAUUUAGCAAUCAACCCAAUGGAUAACUCCAUUUAUGUUUUGGAUAACAACGUAGUUCUGCAGAUCACUGAAAACCGCCAGGUUCGCAUUGCAGCGGGGAGGCCAAUGCACUGCCAGGUGCCUGGGGUGGAGUAUGCGGUGGGAAAGCACGCGGUGCAGACCACGCUGGAGUCAGCAACUGCCAUUGCUGUGUCCUACAGUGGCGUACUCUACAUUACAGAAACUGAUGAAAAAAAGAUCAAUAGGAUAAGACAGGUCACAACUGAUGGGGAGAUCUCAUUAGUUGCUGGAAUACCUUCCGAGUGCGAUUGCAAAAAUGAUGUCAACUGUGACUGUUACCAAAAUGGGGAUGGCUAUGCUAAAGAUGCCAAACUUAAUGCUCCUUCCUCCUUAGCCGUGUCUCCAGAUGGCACCCUAUAUAUUGCUGAUCUGGGAAAUAUUAGGAUACGGGCCGUAUCAAAGAAUAAACCCUUAUUGACUUCAAUGAACUUUUAUGAAGUUGCCUCUCCAACUGAUCAAGAGCUUUAUAUCUUUGAUGUCAAUGGUACUCACCAGUACACCGUGAGUUUAGUCACUGGAGACUAUCUGUACAAUUUUAGCUACAGUAAUGAUAAUGAUAUUACUGCGGUAACAGAUAGCAAUGGGAAUACUCUUCGUAUCCGACGGGAUCCCAACCGGAUGCCAGUAAGAGUGGUCUCUCCUGAUAACCAAGUCAUCUGGUUGACGAUAGGCACUAACGGAUGCUUGAAAAGUAUGACUGCACAGGGGCAGGAACUUGUCUUGUUUACUUACCAUGGCAACAGUGGACUUCUGGCAACUAAAAGCGAUGAGACUGGAUGGACCACUUUUUUUGACUAUGAUAGUGAGGGCCGUCUAACAAACGUUACAUUCCCAACUGGAGUUGUUACUAACCUUCAUGGGGAAAUGGAAAGGGCCAUUACAGUGGACAUUGAGUCAUCCAGCAGAGAGGAAGAUGUCAGCAUCACUUCCAACUUAUCAUCAAUUGAUUCUUUCUAUACCAUGGUUCAAGAUCAGUUGAGAAAUAGUUACCAGAUUGGUUAUGAUGGCUCGCUGAGAAUUCUGUACGCCAGCGGCCUGGACUCACACUAUCAGACAGAACCGCAUGUGUUGGCUGGCACUGCCAACCCAACAGUGGCAAAGAGAAACAUGACCCUCCCGGGGGAGAACGGGCAGAACCUGGUGGAGUGGCGAUUCCGGAAAGAGCAAGCCCAGGGAAAAAUCAAUGUGUUUGGCCGAAAGCUUCGGGUUAAUGGCAGGAACCUCCUUUCAGUUGACUUUGAUCGAACCACAAAGACAGAAAAGAUCUACGAUGACCACCGUAAAUUUCUGCUGAGGAUUGCCUACGACACAUCAGGGCACCCCACCCUGUGGCUACCAAGCAGCAAGCUGAUGGCUGUCAAUGUUACCUAUUCAUCCACAGGUCAAAUAGGCAGCAUACAGCGAGGGACGACUAGUGAAAAAAUAGAGUAUGAUGGACAGGGAAGGAUAGUGUCUAGAGUGUUUGCUGAUGGGAAAACUUGGAGUUACACAUAUUUGGAAAAGUCAAUGGUUCUUCUGCUUCAUAGCCAACGGCAGUAUAUCUUCGAAUAUGAUCUGUUGGAUCGGCUUUCUGCUGUCACCAUGCCCAGCGUGGCUCGUCACACCAUGCAGACUAUCCGCUCCAUUGGCUAUUACCGGAAUAUAUAUAACCCCCCAGAAAGUAAUGCCUCUGUUAUAAUGGACUACAAUGAAGAAGGGCAGCUCCUUCAAACUGCUUUCCUGGGGACAAGCCGAAGAGUGUUAUUCAAGUACAGACGGCAGACCAAGCUCUCGGAAAUAUUAUAUGAUACCACAAGAGUUAGUUUUACUUACGAUGAGACAGCAGGAGUCCUGAAAACAGUAAACCUCCAAAGCGAUGGCUUUAUCUGCACAAUUAGAUACAGGCAAAUUGGACCAUUGAUUGACAGACAGAUUUUCCGCUUUAGCGAGGACGGAAUGGUAAAUGCCCGAUUUGACUACAGCUAUGACAAUAGCUUCAGAGUGACUAGCAUGCAAGGUGUCAUCAACGAAACCCCACUGCCUAUCGAUCUCUACCAGUUUGAUGAUAUCUCUGGCAAAGUUGAACAAUUUGGAAAAUUUGGAGUUAUAUAUUAUGAUAUUAACCAGAUCAUUUCGACAGCUGUAAUGACCUACACAAAACACUUUGAUGCACAUGGCCGCAUCAAGGAAAUCCAGUAUGAAAUAUUUCGGUCAUUAAUGUACUGGAUUACAAUUCAGUACGAUAACAUGGGACGAGUGACAAAAAGAGAAAUUAAGAUUGGGCCAUUUGCCAACACCACAAAAUAUGCUUAUGAAUAUGAUGUAGAUGGUCAGCUCCAGACAGUUUAUCUAAAUGAGAAAAUAAUGUGGCGAUACAACUAUGACCUGAAUGGCAACCUCCACUUGCUCAACCCCAGCAGUAGUGCCCGUUUGACGCCACUUCGCUAUGACCUGAGAGACAGAAUAACUCGACUUGGUGAUGUUCAGUACCGCUUAGAUGAAGAUGGAUUUCUGCGUCAGAGGGGUACUGAAAUCUUUGAAUACAGUUCAAAGGGCCUUCUUACUCGAGUUUAUAGCAAAGGCAGUGGGUGGACAGUGAUUUACCGUUAUGAUGGACUUGGACGACGAGUUUCCAGUAAAACUAGCCUUGGACAGCAUCUCCAGUUUUUUUAUGCAGACCUUACUUACCCAACCAGGAUAACUCAUGUAUAUAACCACUCAAGUUCUGAAAUCACGUCUCUUUACUAUGAUCUGCAAGGACACCUUUUUGCCAUGGAAAUCAGCAGUGGAGAUGAGUUUUACAUUGCAUCAGACAAUACGGGGACACCACUGGCUGUUUUCAGUAGCAAUGGUCUCAUGCUUAAACAAAUCCAAUAUACUGCUUAUGGAGAGAUCUAUUUCGACUCUAACCUUGACUUCCAGCUAGUAAUAGGAUUUCAUGGAGGCUUAUAUGACCCACUGACCAAGCUAGUCCACUUUGGAGAAAGAGAUUAUGACAUACUGGCAGGCCGGUGGACAACACCUGAUAUAGAAAUCUGGAAGAGAAUUGGGAAGGAUCCAGCUCCUUUUAAUUUGUACAUGUUUAGAAAUAACAACCCAGCCAGUAAAAUACACGAUGUGAAGGAUUAUAUCACAGAUGUUAACAGCUGGCUGGUGACAUUCGGCUUCCAUCUGCACAAUGCUAUUCCUGGUUUCCCUGUUCCAAAGUUUGAUUUAACAGAACCAUCUUAUGAACUUGUGAAGAGCCAGCAAUGGGAGGACAUACCACCAAUUUCUGGAGUGCAACAACAAGUGGCAAGACAAGCAAAGGCUUUCCUUUCCCUGGGAAAGAUGGCAGAAGUGCAGGUCAGCAGACGGAAAUCCAGUGGAGAGAAGUCAUGGCUGUGGUUUGCUACAGUGAAGUCUCUGAUUGGGAAAGGGGUGAUGCUUGCUGUCAAUCAAGGCAAAGUGCAAACAAACGUGCUUAACAUUGCAAAUGAGGACUGCAUAAAAGUGGCAGCUGUUCUGAACAACGCCUACUACCUAGAAAACUUGCAUUUCACUGUUGAGGGAAAGGACACACACUAUUUUAUCAAGACCACCUCCCCCGAGAGUGAUCUUGGGACACUGAGGCUGACAAGUGGGCGGAAGGCCCUGGAGAACGGCAUCAAUGUCACUGUUUCCCAGUCCACCACUGUGGUAAACGGCAGGACUCGUAGGUUUGCUGAUGUUGAAAUGCAAUAUGGUGCUCUAGCACUUCACAUCCGCUAUGGCAUGACACUUGAUGAGGAAAAGGCCCGAAUACUGGAGCAAGCCAGGCAAAGAGCUCUUUCCAGUGCCUGGGCCAGAGAACAACAGAGAGUAAGAGAUGGAGAGGAAGGCGCCAGGUUGUGGACAGAAGGAGAAAAGAGGCAGUUGCUAAGUGCUGGAAAGGUACAAGGAUACGAUGGGUACUAUGUACUCUCUGUGGAGCAAUAUCCAGAAUUAGCAGACAGUGCUAACAAUAUACAGUUCCUCAGACAAAGCGAGAUAGGAAAGAGGUAACACACUGGCUUAGCUCAGGCUGCCAAAGAGACUUUAUCAGUGUCUUCUAAAAAGGAGACCAAACUGUUUUGCUGCAUUACUACUUGAGCCUAAGCUUACAUCUUUGCUCAGAUUUUUUCUGUAGCACAAUCUGAAGAGACUCUGUAACGAAAAGAGCGCCUUCCAGGAGAAUGAUACUUCUAAUGACAAAACUUUUUUUUUUUUUCUCAAUGACCUUAAAGGUGAUCUGCUUUAAAGAAUAUGUUUACAUAUGCAUAUGGCUGCACUCAAGUUGGACUGAAAAGUAUUUAAAAAAAAAUAGAAGAAAAAAAGAAAAGAAAAAGGCCUACAGAUUUUGCAAGAGGCUGUCUGUUCCUUUGAGGCACUGUAUUUAAUUAAGAUACAGACCAAUACAGUGUUUCCAAAUAUUACUGAACUGUUGACCUUUGCUUAUGAGAAGUAGUCUCUUUCUCUUUUUCUCUCUUUCUCACUGCAUAGGAUGUGGUAUAUAUCUGUUAAUUUUAAAAUGUGGGGCAAAAAGUACUGUUUAUAUAUAGACAACCCGACUGCUUUAAACUGUGCUGCUUUCUAAAAGGACAUUGGCACAAGUGACUUAUGCUACCAUGAGAAUUUAAUAAUGGAUUUUACAAUGCUAACAUGGUUUGCCUUGGGGGGAAAAUGGCAAGCAGAAUCCUUAUUGCAGAUAAGCAAAGGAAACCCUGAUUUUUUUGUAAAUUAUGUGAGACAAGUUGUUUAUGGAUUUUUAUAUGAAUUACAAUUUACUGUACAUCAAAUAUUAGUCUCAGAGGAGUUAAUUUAUGUAAAGUGUUUAAAAAAGUUUAUACUUAAAAAUAAAAUGAUAAAAACAUGUGCUGUGUGUGAUUUUUUUAAAGAAAAAGGAAUUGCACCUUUUAUGUUAUAGCUGUACAGUAUAAAGGAUUAUAUUGUAGAGAUAUAACGGUGAUGACUUAUGUCCAAAAGUGUUAAUAUUUUUGUAUUAGGUUUAAAGCUGUGCAUCUAUCACUCUGCUGAUACGAUGGGACACUCCAAAGUGGCUGGUAAAAUCAGACCACAGCUCUCUUCCCCUCCCUUACCUCUCCUGUCACCCAGGCCAGUGCCACUUCAUCAGUCAUUGUUAGAAGGCACAGUAACCAAAUAAGUCUUGUUUAUUAUGAUGGAAGACUUUAAUAGGUUGGGUUUUCCUUGUCCUUUUCCAGCCCUAAUGUAAUAAAUGGACAUUUCUUCAUACCAGGUGGGGUUUCUGUUGUUUUUUUAGAAGCUUUGUUUCACAAUGGAGAUAAUAGUGUCUCAGGUGCUUGGCAAAUUGUAUGUAGAAGAAGAAAUGUUGUUUCAUCCAGUUAUGUCAACUUUGUCUUCUGUAUAAUACAGCUCUUUUAGAUGUUAAUAACUCCAGACAGAAAAAGUGUACCUCUGACCUGAUGCCACAGAACUGCUCUUUAGGCAGGCAGGCUGUUCAGUAGGUUCAUCUCUGGCCUUCAGCUGGCAGAUCAAACCCCAUUACUGUGAACACUGAACCUGGGGAUGGAGAGGAAGGUCCAAUUUUAGUGCCUAGUCUGCAUCUCCACACCACUGCAUAGAUUUGGCAUGCUCUGCUCCAAGACCCAGUAUAUUUGCUGCAGGAUAGAACUUCUGAAGCAUGCAGCUGGUUCCUUAUAGGAAGCCUGUGGUGGCAUCUAUGGCAUCUGUUCUACAUCUUGGCUGAAACCAUUCUUAGAGCUUUACUCUCAUGAGCAUUCAAUUCAGCCACAAAAAUAUUUUUAAGAUGAGACAAAAUUGGGGUUUUUUGAUGUUAAUUGAAAUAUAAACAGUAUUUCUAUCCAUGUAUUAUAAUGACAAAACAUAGUAAGUGAACGUGUCUUAACUAUGAAUGGUUCAAGUGGAUGUAAUAAAAAUAGUUUUCUAACUACUUUGUAUUCUGAGAGUCUAUGGUAUUACAUACUCUAAAUUGCACAUUAGGAUUGUUUGAUAUACCGAUUUUAAUUUCUCCCAGCCACGUGGCUACCGAAUCUACAGUAUCAGUGCAAUUACUGUAUGUGUGUAUUUGGUAGAGCAUACAGAACUAAUUACACAUAUAAUGAAUGCUAAUCAUCUAUUAGAAUGAAAGCACAGAUUAGUUGUUAGUAUUUUUACCCUUGAAGUCUUAAGGGCCCUAAAUUUAGAGAGGAUGAUAUGUCAGACCCCAGAGGUGUGUCACUGAUCUACGUAUUCUUUUGAAAGAUGUAAAAUGCUAGGUGUUUGCAGUUCUGUUGGGUGGCUCUUCCACAGCACUGUAUUUAGCAUGCUGUAAGUGCUCUCUGUUGAAAUAGGCUCAUAUUCUAAAUUAUGUCAAAUGUUUCUGUUCUGUUUGAAUAUGAAAAGCUUGUAUAACAUGUCAACAAUGAAAUAUAUCUUCUAUUUGACGCAUACCAGUUCCUUCUCCUUUGUUCUGGCAGCAAUAAACAACAAAUGAUAGUAUCUGUUGGUGAUCAUUUUAGAUGAAGUCAAAUCAAGCCAAUUAGCAGCCUCGUUAGCAGGUAUAAUGAGCCUAUUUCUUGCUAAAAAAGACUUGUGAUCUGGACAUGCUCCUGCAGGAAAUAGUGACCUUGGGGAAUAUAUAAACAAAAGAUCUUUUUAAAGAAAAAAUAUGUAUAAUUAGAAGAAGCAUAUUACAAAAAAAGGAUUCUCCGUAUUUUAGGCAAUGCCAGUCAAAAUGCUAUCCUGAUAUUUUGAGAUGUAUAUUUCGUCUGAUUUGUAUUGUUCUUUUAAUUUGCCUUCUUAACUUUAUAUGUGUCCUGAAUUUUCCACGAAUUGAUAACUAUAGAUUGCAUCUAGGCUUUCCAAUAAAAGCCAACCCAAUGUG
Messenger RNA from Apus apus (common swift), 11767 nucleotides. It is a transcript of the gene TENM3, whose product is annotated as teneurin transmembrane protein 3. Gene Ontology annotation, biological process: signal transduction; heterophilic cell-cell adhesion; neuron development. The transcript has 32 exons. Gene Ontology annotation, molecular function: protein homodimerization activity; protein heterodimerization activity; cell adhesion molecule binding. Gene Ontology annotation, cellular component: neuron projection; membrane. Bases 466 to 8928 code for a protein of 2820 amino acids. Lineage: Eukaryota; Metazoa; Chordata; Aves; Apodiformes; Apodidae. The record is from RefSeq and is a predicted model, not a curated record.